AUGUCGGACCAUAAUCCCCGCAAGAGUGACACGCUGCGUGUGCUCGUGUCUACGGAUAAUCACUUGGGUUAUGCAGAGAAAGAUCCAGUGCGUGGGAAUGACUCGUUUCAUACAUUUCGUGAGAUUUUACAAUUGGCGCAACGUGAAAAAGUCGAUCUUUUAUUAUUAGGUGGUGAUCUCUUUCAUGAGAAUAAACCCAGUCGUCGUACUUUAUAUGAAACCAUGCGUCUAUUACGUACUCAUUGUAUGGGGGACAAGGCUGUAAAGUUUCAAAUUGUGAGUGAUCAGAGCGUAAAUUUUCCAAAUUUUGGUGUCGUGAAUUUUGAAGACCCAAAUUACAAUGUCGAGCUUCCGAUUUUUAGUAUUCAUGGCAAUCACGAUGAUCCUGCACGAUCAGGAGGAGGAGAUAUUACGCAAUCAUUAGCAGCUUUGGAUUUACUAAGUGCUGCUAAUUUGGUCAAUUAUUUUGGCAAAUGUGAUAAAGUGGAUGCAGUUGAAGUAUUUCCAGUGUUAUUGACGAAAGGGAACACACGGGUGGCAAUUUAUGGACUGGGGAAUAUGAGAGAUGAACGUCUUAAUAGGAUGUUUGCACAAGGUAAAGUGGUGUUUCGAAGACCAGCAGAACAGACGGAAGAGUGGUUUAGCAUCUUUGUGGUGCACCAGAAUCGAGAUGACAAAGGACGUGGAAGCAAAAAUUGUGUCCCCGAGAGUGUGAUUCCAGACUUUAUUGACCUUGUGGUGUGGGGCCAUGAACACGAGUGCCAGAUUGAUGUUCAAGAAAGUGUCAAAGGAGAUUUCUUUAUUACCCAACCGGGGUCGUCCGUAGCGACUUCGUUGGUGGAAGGAGAAGCAAAGCCAAAACAUGUUGCAAUACUGGAAAUUAAUGGUCAGAGUUUUCGGAUGUCGAACCGUGAGUUGCAUACAGUACGACUAUUUAAGAUGGGCGAGGUGAUUCUACACACGAUUGAAGAGCUGAACCCGAAUGACCCUGAUGUAGCGGAACGCAUUGGCGAGUAUCUGGAGAGCAGAGUGAUCGAACUACUACAUGAGGCUGAGUUGGAGCAGCAAGAAAGGUUUAGAAAACGGUUGAGGGAACACGAAUGUCGUCAACAGGAGAGCCCUUUCCCGCUACCAGAGGUUGCAAGUAGGGAAGAGGAGAAAGAACUAGUGCUUAUUCGUUUGCGCGUGGAACAUACUGGUUUUCCCGUGUUAGUCAACCAACGGUUCGGUGCAAAGUUUGUCGGCAAGGUGGCCAACCCCAACGAUAUUUUAUUGUUUUAUCGACGGAAGAAAGAUCGUAUUAAUGCCUCGGGUACUAAUGCCAGUAAGGAGCUGGAAGAGUCGCUUCUUGGCCGGCCUGUGCGACCGACACCACUAGCCACAUUGACUAUCGAAGACAUUUUGAGCAAGCAACUAUGUGUACCUGAACGAAAACUUUUACUUUUGCCCGAGGCUCAACUUGGAGUUGCACUAGAGAAAUUUACACUAAAGAAUAACGCGUCAGCUAUUCAAGAGUUCGUUGAUGGCGUUCUUGACGAGACCCAACGUGAACUAAGUUCUAAAAGUUACGCCAAGUCAGCACAAGAUAUUCUUAGCGUUGUUGGAAAGAAAAAGGAACACGCUGAUGCGCUGCACAUAUUGCAGAAAGAAGAAGAAGAAGAGUCACGAGCUGGUGCAAUCGAGCAUGGCACGCCAUCGGGUACCAGUUUGUCGGCAGACGGAUUUCAGUCAAAGCGGAUCACGCAGGACAAUGGUAACUCGGCUAAAUCGCAAAGCGGGCGGUUCGGUACGCCAAGAAAUAUACAAACUAGAAAAGCAGCACCAUCGAAAACGAUCGCGAAGAAAUCGUCAGUCUUUUCAGAUCUCGAAGACGAUAGUGAUGAAAGUCCACGUAAGAAGAAGGCACCCACGCUUAGAAAGACUUUAGCUCGUUCAACUAGAAACAAGAAGCGAACGACAAGUGACUUUUUAUCUUCCGAUGACGAGGAUGCAUUCGCGACUGGUGAAGAUGAUGGAGAUGAAGAUUACAAAAUGGACGGCGAUGAAGAAGAUGAGGAUAGUAUGACUCCACGAUCGGCAGUGAAAGCUCGUGGAAGAGCUUCGAGUCGGUUGACAAAAGCCAAGAAAUCACCACCGAACCGCAAGCGACUUCGCAAGAUCAAAGGGCAUGACGAUGACGAUGACUUGAUGCCCACUCCUAAUAUGCGUAGUAGGGCUACGCCGACAAAGCGUGAAUCACAAGAAAGUGAGGUGAUGAAUUUGUGCUCGGACUCUGAGCAGGAACGACCGGCAUCUAGAAAACGCGCCGGGCAGACGAAGAUGCCUCAGCAACACAAAUUGGAUCACCUGUUAAAGAAACAAAAGCUAAUGACGAAUGAUGCCGACGAUGUCGAAAGCGACCACGAAUUCACGCAGCUUGCUCAGCAGGCGACCGGUCGCAUCCAAGAGAUAGUUGGUCCGUCGCAAUCACAGUCCGAGUCGCAAGUAUCUCAAGCUUAUAAAGGAGGCUCAGCGCGGCGCAAGCUGCCAUUGUCGAUGGCUGCAGCUUCGCAAUCCCAAUCUCAAGAAUCGAAGCGUGGCGAAGCUGCUGCUCCUGCUGCUCGUAAAGGUUGGGGUCGUUCUCGUCGCUAA
Messenger RNA from Peronospora farinosa, 2631 nucleotides. The record is from the annotation of a GenBank genome assembly. Lineage: Eukaryota; Oomycota; Peronosporomycetes; Peronosporales; Peronosporaceae.